AAACCAGUGGGGUUGGGGAGGGCAUUGUUUCCAUGCUUAGCUUAACUAUCCAACCAGCCUGUGAAAAUGUUCCGGCUUUUCAGCAACACAAAAUGCUUCUUGCAGAUGAAACGGGCAUUGCAGAGGCCACUUUGGCCAGUCCGUUUACCAGCAGUGGUACAGCAGAACAGUUUCUCCAUAGAUUCUGUGCAUCACCAGACCCAGACUGUCUCCUCCUGGCCCAAGGAUGUGGGCAUCCUUGCUCUGGAGGUGUACUUCCCUUCCCAGUAUGUAGACCAGGUUGAGCUGGAGAAAUAUGAUGGGGUAGAGGCAGGGAAAUACACAGUGGGCCUGGGCCAGAAGCAGAUGGGCUUCUGUGCAGCCCAUGAGGACAUCAACUCCUUGUGCCUGACUGUGGUACAGCGUCUGGUAGAGCGAAGCCAUCUUUCUUGGGAUUCUAUUGGCCGUCUGGAAGUUGGCACAGAGACCAUCAUUGACAAAUCCAAAGCUGUCAAGACCGUUUUGAUGCAGCUCUUUGAAGAUUCCGGAAACACAGACAUUGAAGGCAUCGACACCACCAAUGCCUGCUAUGGGGGCACAGCCUCCCUCUUUAAUGCAGCUGACUGGGUUGAGUCCAGCUCCUGGGAUGGACGCUAUGCCUUGGUAGUUUGUGGUGAUAUUGCUGUCUAUGCCACCGGGAACGCACGGCCAACUGGUGGAGCAGGUGCUGUAGCUAUGCUGGUUGGACCAAAUGCCCCUCUGGCUUUAGAGAGAGGUCUUCGUGGGACCCACAUGGAACAUGUCUAUGACUUCUAUAAGCCAGACUUGGCUUCAGAGUAUCCUAUGGUGGAUGGGCAGCUUUCCAUUCAGUGCUACUUUCGAUCCUUGGACCGGUGUUACGCCACAUACCGCAAGAAGAUUGAAAGCCAGUGGCAGAAAGCUGGGAUCAACAAGCCCUGUACUCUUGAAGACUUCCAGUUCAUGAUCUUCCACACGCCUUUCUGUAAGCUGGUGCAGAAGUCUCUGGCACGGAUGUUGCUGAAUGACUUCCUUGCAUCCCCCAAGCCUAAUACUGAGAGUGGAAUCUACAAGGGACUAAAGGACUUUGGCAAUGUGAAGUUGGAAGAAACGUACUCCAGCAAGGAAGUGGAUAAAGCUUUUCAGAAGGCCAGCCAGGAGCUGUUCCGGCAGAAAACCCAACCUUCCCUCUUCCUCUCUGCUUGCAAUGGCAACAUGUACACACCAUCCGUGUAUGGCUGCCUCGCAUCUCUUUUGGCACAGUUCUCUGCCCAGCAGCUGGCUGGCUCCAGAAUUGGGGUCUUCUCCUAUGGCUCAGGACUGGCAGCCAGCAUGUUCUCCCUGAAGGUGUCCCAGGAUUCUGCUCUAGGCUCCCCUCUGGAAAAAUUGGUAUCCAGUCUUUCAGAUCUGGAGGCUCGGCUGGAAUCCCGGAUAUGUGUUCCCCCAGAGAAGUUUUCUGAGAUCAUGAAACUCAGAGAGGACACUCAUCAUUUGGUGGACCACACUCCCCAUGGGUCCAAGGAUGACCUGUUCCCAGGAACCUGGUACCUAGAGCAAGUGGAUGACAAGAACCGCAGAAAGUAUGCACGGAAACCAGUCUAGAACGGCCAGUACCAGGGGUUUUCCUGAGUCUCCCAGCCUUAUGGACAGAGCCUGGGGUGAUGGCCUAUCGGGAAGCACAGCAAACUGACUCCUAAACCUGCACUUCUGAAGAUGACUGCUGGGUUUUUGUUGCACGUCACUGUUUCUUAUCCAUGCUUGCUGGGGGGGGGGGGGAGAGAUACAGUUUUACUGCUUCCUUUGCUGCCCACCCCAGGACUUUUGCAAGUCCUGCUGAACUUCUGUGUCUUGUAAUGGCUGAGCUCCCAAGCUUUGCUUUGGUGCAGGCAUCUGCUUCUUCUCUUAGCACUUUUUUGGACUAUACUCUUUGUUGUUGGAAGAAAGAUUUACGUAUAUAAAGUAUUUUAACACUGA
Rhineura floridana is the source of this 1971-nucleotide messenger RNA. RefSeq names its product 3-hydroxy-3-methylglutaryl-CoA synthase 2 (gene HMGCS2). The coding region runs from base 67 to 1599 and encodes 510 amino acids. Gene Ontology annotation, molecular function: hydroxymethylglutaryl-CoA synthase activity. The transcript has 10 exons. Gene Ontology annotation, cellular component: mitochondrion. The record is from RefSeq and is a predicted model, not a curated record. NCBI's taxonomy places the organism in Eukaryota, Metazoa, Chordata, Lepidosauria, Squamata, Rhineuridae. Gene Ontology annotation, biological process: acetyl-CoA metabolic process.